AGUCAGUGACCCAAACAAGAGAUCUAGACCCACCACUCAUUGACAAGUAACCCAAUACCGAUCUAGAAAGAAUCAUGCGACUCGAAUCACUCUGAAUGCAUAUGCAAUUGCAAAGCUGCCCACUUCAAUUUCCUUUACUACCCGAACCCGUUCACUACCACUUCUUGUUCCUGUGUAACUUAUUCGUAUAAAAUAGCGUACAGUUUCAAAAGCAAAACUACACCAUGGUCGACCCCUUCGCCCUCUCUUGUCUCGAGCUGCACGCCGAGAAGCUGGAAUUCUACACCCCCUUCCUGAAAGACAACUCGGGUAACGAGUACAAGCUCCGCACCAAGCAGAACAGGUCGGAAUUUGUGACGGACUGCUUGAGUUUCCGGGACGGCGCGGUGAACGUUUCUUCGCUCCCUUUCGUGAACCUGCUGAAGAAUGGGGUCUUGUCGCAGGAAAAAUUCGAGUUAUACCAGUCCCAGCUGGAAAAACCGGCGUACCAGCAGAUGCACGCGGGGAUUAUUGGGAAAGCGUUGAGUAUGAUCGCGGUGGGAGGAGGAACAGCUACAGCAGGAGAUCACGCAGAUGAUGUUGACAGCUAUUCAAACCUCCUGUCUCUCCUGCGACCAGAGAAAGAAGCUGAUGCUGCUGUUGGCUCUGCAAACGGGGAUGAAGUUAUGCUGGAUGAUCUGGAAGAAGACGAGGACGAUGCUGAUAAAACAACAGACGAGCCCGAAGACGAGGAGGAAAAGGAAAUCCGGCUUGCCGCGCUGCGCAAAAGACGAGAGGCUGCGAGGAUGGUCACCGCAACAGAGAUAUGGAGUGUAAAAAUGUCUAGAUCUGGAAGGAUGCAACUUGUAAUGCUGCAUUUGGAUUCCAAAAAAAUCUGUAUUGCAUGAGCAGCAAGGGAAGUGUAAUUUUUGCUACUGGAUGGAGACGGCAUUUGUUAUGCGGAAUAGGUAUCCAGAAGCCCUCAAAAGAUAUCUGCCGCUAGAGCAUGCAUCACAAACAUCAUGGCUCAUGCAAAACUUGCAUGACAAGUCUCAGAAUCUUCCAGACCCAGACACUUUUACAUUUGAUAAGAGAUCUUGCAGAACUGCUUGGCGUUUGUGGCGAAGGAGCAACAAAUGUCGAGUAAUUCAUCUGCAUCGUCCUCCACGACGAAAACGUCGAAAAUCCCGAAUGCAAAUCGGAACAAUUCCCGAUCCGCACCUACCUCUCCAAUGACAAUGAGAACAAUAACAAACAAGAAGCACCAGAUCAGAGUUCCGAAACAGGUGAAAGAGUACAAGAACUGCCUCGCGAUGGUGAACGAAGCCGGGAGCUUGAGCGGUCUUAGUUCUGAAGAUCCAGGCGGCAUUCCUCGGCUGGCGGGACUGAUGGGUGAGGUAGCUGAUUUGAUGCCGGAGGAAGUUCUUCCUGUGUUGAUUCCGCAGCCAACAUCGUUUGGAGAGGAAGAAGGUCAAAAGGUUGAAGACCAUCCACUUGCUGCUGCAUUCUACGCUGGUUUCAGCAAACGGCUGCUGGAAACCUUGAUUCCAGUCGCUGUCCACUACCGGUUGUUUGCAGAGUGCGGGAAGUUUUUUAAGUUUCUGAACUUCACAGCACCACCGGUGGAAGGAGAAAAAGAAGGUAAUACUGCAGCUGACCAAAAUGCAGCAGUAGCAGCGGCUCCUGAGAUGAAUCUGUCCGGUGAGCAGGCUCCUCUUGCUCCAUCAUAUCACGAGAAAAAAGUGCUACAGUUACACAUUUGUUGGAGUUUCUGCAUCACAAAUUUUCCCUGUGUGGCAGAGAAGGCUUGUAAUGCGAAGAUCAUAAGGGAAAACAGGACGGAAACGAGGCUCCCAAGCAUUUCCUGCAUGAGAAAGGUUGUCUCUGUUGCCGGUCUUGCAUCACAAUGUGCAACUGUAACACUUUUUUCUUGUGAUACAUCAGCGAAGAAACUUAUCACCGACUACAACCGGAAAAAACACCCGUUUUUUGACAGCUUCAUCCAGAAGUACAGUGGGAAAAUAUUCCAACAAUUGGCGGACGACUUGGAUCUACUGGUAAACUCUCUUUUCAGCAAAUUUCUCCGGUUCACCUCGUUCUCCUCAUCUCUCGACCAGGCUGCCGGAGUACUAGAGCUGCGGCAGGAAGUGAUCGUUUUCAAAGCCCACUAUCUCCGUUUCCUCGAAGCAGAAAUCGCCGCGCUUCACGAAUUUUCCGCGGUGGACCCGCUGAUAUCCGAUCCGGACCUGCACCGGGAGCGCUUUUUCCACGUGAUAGAAGUUGCACAGAAAUUGUCUGCGCCAGGAGAGCAGGACCAGGAUCUGACUCUGCUAUCCAGCAUGACAAAUUUCGAACCCAGCCCCAGUGUUCUUCUCCUCUCGUCCGCGAGUGUGAAUGCCGUCCGGUCUGGGCAGACUAGUUCUGCCGACGGCGUCGUUCAGUUACUCGACAACCUCGACUCUACCGAGUUGAAAGUCUUGUCAAGAUUACAAAUCGCGACCGCAACUUGUCAUGCGGUCAACGAAUACGAAGUGGCGAAUUCCGUGUUCGAGCAGGAAUGUUUCCUGGAAGAGUUCCGGGGGAGAAUUAAGACUGCGCUCACUAACGGUUCUAGCAUGACAAACAGUCAGGGAGCAGGUGAGGAGGACGAAGCAACAAAGACGAAAAUUCUCAAGGUAAACAAUUUGAAUAAUUGGAGCGCGAAAACGAUCCAGGUCUUGUCGGAGGAAAUUAUCGAGUCCGAAAAGGAGAACCCUUUUGACGGGAAAAAUCCGCCGUUUUUGUUGAUUUGCGAUGCGACGAACGCUUCGGGACGAACUACAGGUAACAACAAAACCGCCGAUGAUCCGCAACUCGUGGAGCAGCAGCAAGCACAAUUCUUCGCGUUGCAGGAAUUUUUACUUUCGAAGGCGUUUCUCUUAACCGGUAGUUCCAGCGAAGUUGGGUUUUUCCUGAACAGAAGCGAAAGAGAAGUGAUGAACGACCCAGAUGGCUCGGCGAUGGAAAUGUUCCGGAAAUUCAUGGGGUUGAAUUCUUUGCUUCUUGUAACCGGGGAACAAACGGGAGUCGAUUUGUUCACGUUGUACAUUUUUCUCCCUGCGAACCACAACUUUUUGAAGAAAUUGUCCUCUAGUUCUGCGAAGAAUCUGACCACUGUUCUGAAAUUGGAGUCGUAUCGAGAAUUGAUCAAGCAGCAACGGCGGGACUUCGUGGAGUCGCUCGGAGAUCUGGACGAAUUGGCGAUGCUGAGUACAACUAGUGGUACAACAACUUCCUCGACCGGAGAGAUAAUUAUGAACAAGAUCUGCAUGAAGGACGUGGAGAUCACCCCGGAAUUAUUAACCGCAGUCGCUGCGAACGGGAAAAAGUUGGCGAGUAAGGUGUUGAAAAUCGAAUUCAAGCCGCAUUUGACGAAUUUACAGAAGAAUUUGAUUAAAUCGAAUUUACUCGAGCAGAAGGAAAACCGGACCAGCUCGUGUUAUUGUAACGACAGUUUUGGGGCGAUUGUUUCAGCGGUGGUGGUUGGGGAAAUUGCGAAGUUUGUGACGCUAUCAAAUGCAAAAAUGUCUGGGUCUGGAAGAGUGGAACUUGUGACGCUGUCCUUGGAUUCCAAAAAAAUCUGUGUUGCAUGAGUAGCAAAGGGAUUGCAAUUUUUGCUACGCUGAGACGGCAUUUGUCAUGCAGAAUAGGAAUCAAGAGGCCCUCAAAAAUUCUGUAUUGCUAGGGUAUGCAUCACAGACAUCGUGUGUCAUGCAAAACGUGCAUGACAACUGUCAGAAUCUUUCAGACCCAGACAUUUUUACAUUUGAUACACGCCACCACCAGGUGGAGGACUUCUGUCGUCGGACGGAGUGGGCGUAGGGGUAAUGCAGGAGUCCUCUUCGAAUAGUCCGUUUUCCUCGGUGGAGUGUUUGCCGAAAGCAGCGUUUUCUGGGAUGAACUUCUUGUUUAGUUCGAUCAGUAACGGGAAAAUCAGUCCGCAGUGUGGGAAGGUCAAGGUGUUGUAAGUGUGAGAAAUGAUAUGGUUUAUUUAGUUAUGCUACACCUUCACCUGCACAUCACUGUCGCUUUAGUAAAUGUAAAAAGUCGUGACAAGAAGGAUGGUUACAACACAAUGAACGUGAAAAGGACGACGACGUUAAAACGAAAAGUGAGACAAUGUCGAGCAUCAUGUCUUUUUCGCAUUCAUAAGUUUAAGUACUUGAGUAUUCCACUCCCAGUCAUAGUUUUUUCGAAGUACAUGAAAAUGUUUGUAGUACUAAGUUGAACACAAAGUAGCAUCCAUAGGCCGCACACAAAUAAUCUCUUAUGGACUAACCAAUGCCGAGGUGGUCUUUCUUGGAUGAACGCAGCGUAGGAGCUGAAUAAGUCUUGCCAUUAUUUGAAGAUGAAAAGCAACAUCCAGUAUAAGCAAUUGCAAUGUGCAGUAGCCGGAACCAUCACCGGUGCCUACAGCCUCCAUGAUUCAGUAGUAGUCCACAAGUACUACAUCGGCCAAACCAUCAACACGUCGAAAGAAAAAACUUGAUGAAUUGUCUAAAAUGCACUGACUCACCCUGCGAAGAUAGCGCAGUUCGGAGACGGAUUUAGUACAUAGAGUUUUAGUGAUGUUCCACUUCCAGCGGCAGGCAAAGCGAC
Messenger RNA from Amoebophrya sp. A120, 4617 nucleotides. The record is from the annotation of a GenBank genome assembly. Lineage: Eukaryota; Dinophyceae; Syndiniales; Amoebophryaceae.